AUGUGUCGGAACCCUGGUGGUGGGUUGCGGGAUAUCAAGGAGGGGCACACUGGGGCAAUUUCAGUCCAGCAGGGUGGAGCCAAUCAUGGAGCAGCACAACAGAGGCUGGAGCCAAUCAUGGAGCAGCACAACAGAGGCUGGAGCCAAUCAUGGAGCAGCACAACAGAGGAAAUCAGGUGUCAGGCUAGAAAAGGUGCAAGUGUGUGGUUCAUUAGGCUGCAGCCAAUCACAGAGCAGCACACUGAAGCGCACGCUUACAAACCACUGCUUAGUCAAGAGUCCCUAAUUGAUGAAGUCGACUCAGAUUCUGACGAUUUAACUGUCAAGAAGAAACCUGUAAAAAAGUAUGGAAAAAGAAAAAUCAAAAACACUUUUCUUCAAGACUCGGAAAGUGACGAACCAAAGGCAAAUAAGAUUGUUAUCAUGCAGCUGCAAAAGAAGAAAAAUGGGGGGCGAGUUUACAGCAAGAGACACUUCUGCCUCUAG
Knipowitschia caucasica is the source of this 486-nucleotide messenger RNA. The record is from the annotation of a GenBank genome assembly. NCBI's taxonomy places the organism in Eukaryota, Metazoa, Chordata, Actinopteri, Gobiiformes, Gobiidae.